Molecule: messenger RNA, 3054 nt
Organism: Sphaerodactylus townsendi
Lineage: Eukaryota; Metazoa; Chordata; Lepidosauria; Squamata; Sphaerodactylidae
Gene: CHMP6
Product: charged multivesicular body protein 6
Exons: 8
Coding region: 126-677 (183 amino acids)
Biological process (GO): late endosome to vacuole transport via multivesicular body sorting pathway; vesicle budding from membrane
Cellular component (GO): multivesicular body; ESCRT III complex
Source: RefSeq, a predicted model, not a curated record
AAGCGGCGGAGCCGGGUGACCGAGCAAGACAAGGCCGUGUUGGUGAGGGCAGCGGCUGUUGGUAGCCGGUGUCGUGCAGGUCAUAGAGAGAUGGGUGGAUUGGGCCUGGGAGGAUUUUACGGCGGAUGGCUUCCAAGCAAUUGAAACAGCAGCGGGACAAAUUAAAGCAAUAUCAGAAAAGGAUAUCUCUGCAGCUGGAGCGAGAGAGAACAGUUGCUCUGCAACUACUGAGAGAUGGCAAGAAAGAAAAAGCCAAAUUGCUACUGAAGAAAAAGCGGUAUCAGGAACAGCUGCUGGAUAAAACAGACAACCAAAUUAGCAACUUGGAGCGCAUGGUCCAGGAUAUUGAGUUCACCCAAAUCGAGAUGAAAGUGAUUGAGGGCCUCAAAAUUGGCAAUGAGUGCUUAAAUAAGAUGCAUCAGGUUAUGUCAAUAGAAGAAGUGGAAAGGAUCAUGGAUGAAACCCAAGAAGCUGUAGAGUACCAGAGGCAAAUAGAUGAGAUGCUGGCUGGCAGUUUCACUGAAGAGGAUGAAGAUGCCAUUUUAGCAGAAUUAGAUGCCAUCACUCAGGAGCAGAUUGAUCUUCCAGAAGUUCCUUCAGAGCCCCUCCCAGAAAAGAUUCCAGAAACAUCGCCCAUCAGAGUCAAGCCAAAGCCGGAACUGGUGGCAGCUUCUUAACUCCACUUCUUGGGAGAUCCCUGCAGGGAAUCCUGGAAUCCCAGUAUGCCUGGGGAGUGAGAGAGGCCUCCGUGGUAUCCCGCUGGCACUAGACAGCCAUUCCAGGGCAGGUUUCUUGCACAGAAUGGAAGCUGCAGCUGGGUAUUGUUCCUAAAUCAAGAUGGUUUUUUUUGUAGUGUGAUCUCUUCUCCUUUUUUGUAACUUAAACACUGGAUUAAACAGUGACGCUCAAACCCCUGAAGCCAAAUGCUUUCUGCAGAGCAGAGUUCGGCUGCAGACCUGCCUCGGAUGCCAGUGCAACCUCUUGCUAACUGCCUACGCCCUCCUGGUGCUCUUUUGAGCUGGUGGGCGCUGUGAACAGUUACAAGGUUUUCUGCUACACUACAGGAAGAACUGCUGGGGAUGCUCUCUCGCCUUUUCUCUUGACUCGUUUACAGUUCUCUGACUUUUUUUUUCUUGAGCGGAUCCUCUUAGCAGGAAUGGAUUUUCUGCACCUGUUAAAACUGGCUUGCUUGACAUUAAGAUGGGAGUAUCAUUUCUGUUGAUAGUGGUUUCUUCUUGUGCUGACCCAGUAGUGGAGAUACAAGAAGAUCCUCCUACACUGGAAGUGUGCUUGGGAGAUGUACAGUUGUGGUCCUAUGCAGCAGGAAGCAGAGCCAGGCUGCUAGGCUGCAUCUGUAAAAUACAGAAGGGCCAUUUCCUACUAAGGUGAUCUAAAGCACUUGCUAAGAAUUCAUAUCUGAACUUCCCUCACAGAAGUUGGAUAGCUGCAAGGCAGCCUGGCUGUUGUCCUCCCUGGCCUGCUGCAUCUCUUCAUUAGGUGGAAACGUAUGUGAACCUUCUGAGGUGCUGGGAACUGUUCCUCUGCUUACAAAAUGGAACAUGAUGAGUCAGUGCUACUGAUGUGGGGCUAAACAUCAUUCCCCCCCCUCUUACUAAUAUAAAAGCUGUUUUUUCCCCUCCUGAAUAUUAGAAAGGGCUGGAUCCCAGUGGUGUCGCUAGCUCCACUGCUUGGUUGGUGAAAACGUGACUCCAAACUAUGACUUCAGGCUCCCUUCAUCUGUGGCCUGAGCUACCCUUGUGGUUAGUAACCUGUAUCCCAAAUUCUCCGUCCUUAAGAGCCAGCUGGCAUACACUGCUGCUUGUAUCCAUGUUACCUGUUGAGAUUGUGUGGCUUGUGUCUCUGGAUGUUCAGUUGAAGAGGCCGAAGCUGAGCAAGUGGCAAUGUAUAGGUUAAGAAAACUAGAGACACCCACCAUCUGACCUUAUUGCUUUCUGGAGCCCACGGCUUGUAGCUGCAAACAGUUUCUUCUUCUUGAAGUCCUCCUGCCCAUCCUGGCUGGCACAGAAUUGUAUUGUCAUGUUCACUCAAAUGAAGAGAAGUAACAUAGUUGGGCAUUUGGGAAUAUCACGUUUUGGCAGAGGUUUUUCGCUCUUCUGAUCUGUUGUUCGAAGGCAUCCUGGCUCCUCUGUUACCAGCCAUUGCCUCUCGGGCUGUUCUCCUUAAUGCUACAUCUUCCCCAAAUGCUGUGAAGCAUUAAUGUCUAGGUGGCUGCAAAGUGCUUUAGACCUCCCUUGAGUGGACAAGUUUACACUUUGCAUAGCCUCCCUGCCUUUAUAAUGGUGUAGCGUUCACAUUGCAGAAUUUGUCUUUGCAACAUUCAGCCACGCUUAACACCCGCGAGCUCACCAAGGAAAGUCACGUUGUGGUUUUUCAAAGAGCAGGUUAACCCAUUACUAGUUCCAGCUUCCCACUGCUAUAUUCACUGUGCCCACCAGAUGGCAGUCAUGUCCUUGCCUGUUUCAUUCUUGUGGAUGUUUGUUCCUUCCCUCCCCCACCCUUUGCUUGCCCUCUUGCUCUGGGUUGGUUUUAUUGAUUUUUUUUUAGACAAAUGGAAUAGUGAAUGGGAAGGAACAUCAGGCUUUCCCCGUAGGCAUUAUAUUAACAUUCAGCUCCCUUAUGGGAACCCUUAGCAACCUCCGUUGGGUCUAGUUAACCACUGAACCCUGUUGCCCGAGGGAGCGGAGGAAAGUGUUUUUUUCUCCUUCACUUCCAGUAAGUACAAGCAAGGAAAAUCUCUCCUGGAGAUCAGUGUUUGCUGGUUCUGUGGGAGAUAGCGCUUCUGAUGUGCAAAAGUGCCCUUCGAAAGCAGCUCCUGGAGCCACCAGAAUUACUGACUUCCUCUGAUUUCCUGGCGGAGGCCUUUUUUGGCUGAAACCAGGUGGAAUUUGAGUUGCUGUCCUGCUUCCACAAAAGCUCCACACUCCACUUUGCCCCAUGUGAACAGAAUGUUUCUCUCUCUUGGACUGAACUGCAAGGGCCAGAGGCAAAAGCAGGUGCGGUACAGGCAGUAAAAAUAAAGUGUUUAUAACACAA